GGCUGCAACACCAACCAAACCAAAAGCCACCCCACCAUUUUGCUUUUAAGCUCUUUUUUUUUCUCCACUCUCUCAACGAAACAGCUGAAAUAUCGGUUGACUGGUAAUUCUCCAAAAACCCAAUAGUUCGGAGCAUCCGAAACGAAAAAGUGUCGCGGGUUUUCCCUAUAUUUGGUUAGAGUGGUGAUUAGUUAAGCGGAAAGGGUAGAGUUAGUAGAAAAAAAAGGGAGAGAUGCCAAUGGCGGCGGGGCCAGCAUCGCCGAGGGAACGGGCUCAAGCGGUGGGGUCUGCCAUAGUGCCGCUGGUGCAAGCUGUGCCGGCGGUUUCUGACGUGUUGGCUAAGGACACCAUCAUUUCUUGGUUCCGAGGAGAAUUCGCAGCGGCCAAUGCCAUCAUCGAUGCUCUUUGCGCUCACUUGGCGCAACUUCAAGGAGGUCGUGGUGGAGGGUCGGAGUACGAAGCGGUGUUCACGGCUAUCCACAGGAGGAGGCUGAACUGGAUCCCGGUGCUGCAGAUGCAGAAGUACCACUCCAUUGCUGAUGUGGCGGAGGAGCUGAAAAAGGUGGCUGACAAGAAGACCGUAGGAGGGGACGGAUUCGGCAAGGAGGACGUGACACGUGGUGGUGGAGGAGUAGAAGAAGGAGAAGCAGAAGGAGAAGGAGAAGGCGGUUGUUUGGAUGACGAGAAAGAGAAAGUUUCCCAGAAAAUCAUGGAAAAUGAAGGAAAUGGAGAACUUGGCGGCGAAGAAGAAGAAGAUUCCCUUGACAGUGAUAUUACUGAUUCAGGAUCUCAGGAAGUUCAACAUGUUGAGGAAAACAUUGACAUUUGUUCUAACCAUGAAGAAUGCGAUGCACGCCCGUCUCAGAUCAAGUUGACGAAAGGUUUUUCCGCCAAGGAGCAUGUAAAAGGCCACAUGGUGAAUGUUGUUAAAGGACUGAAGCUGUAUGAGGAAGUGUUCACGGAUAUAGAGCUGGCUAAGCUCAGUGACUUCGUGAGUGAGCUUAGAUCUGCCGGCCAUAACGGGGAGCUGUCAGGUGAGACUUUCAUUUUAUUCAACAAACAAAUUAAAGGCAACAAGCGAGAGCUGAUUCAGCUUGGUGUUCCUAUUUUCAGACACGUUAGAGAGGAGUCCAAUCCGACAAUCAAUAUAGAACCAAUCCCGGCUCUUCUGCAAGGUGUUAUAAAACAUCUGGUCCAGUGGCAACUUAUACCUGAAUAUAAGAAACCAAAUGGUUGCAUCAUUAACUUCUUUGACGAGGGUGAAUAUUCACAGCCAUUUCUUAAACCGCCACAUUUGGACCAACCCAUCUCCACUCUUCUCCUCUCUGAAUCAACAAUGGCUUUUGGCCGCACACUUGUGAGUGAUAGUGAAGGGAAGUAUAGAGGGGCACUCCAACUUCCAUUGAAAGAAGGAUCCCUUUUAGUAAUGAGAGGAAACAGUUCUGACAUGGCAAGACAUGUCAUGUGCCCAUCUCCAAGCAAGAGGGUUAGCAUUACAUUCUUCCGAGUUAGGCCUGAUACCAACCAAGGCCAUUCACCACCAACUGUUCCCCAGGCUGGUGCAAUGCCACUAUGGCAACCAAGUGUGCCAGUUCCAUAUGAAAUGUCCAACGGUGCUCUUAAUGGCUAUGAAGCAUUGGAUAUGAUGCCAAAACUGGGAGUCCUCCGAGGUCCUGUUGUCAUGCUAACUCCUGUGAGUCCAAUGGUAAUGAGCCCCAAAAAACUUCCCUGUGGCGGUACUGGGGUCUUCUUGCCCUGGAAUAUGCUAUCGAGAAAGCCUACCAAGCACCUUCCACCGCGUGCCCAGAAAGGAAACAUGCUUGCAUUGCCUCCUGCUGAGACACAUAUAGCAGAAUCAACUUCUGAACCAGGUAUCAACAUUGAAGGGAAAUUCGGUAUAAGUUAAGAUUGAGACAGCCCUAAGGCGAAAGCAAUAUAACUUGUUGGAUGCAUUGUUCAUGCAGCUGAAGUACUGUAAGAGUUGGUUUGUUUUUCCCCUCCAUUUUUUUUUUCUUUUUCACAGCAAACUUAGGUUCAAUCAAUUCGUGAAGGACUUGUUGAAUGUCAUGGUAGGGCUUUUCUAGAGGUAGCUAAGCUUUUUAAGUUGGAGUGUGAAUUAGCUCUACUGACAAGGCAUUAAUUUUGUAUUAAGUUAUCAGUCAUUUAUAAUUAAUCUUCUUUUACA
Messenger RNA from Gossypium raimondii (Peruvian cotton), 2185 nucleotides. RefSeq names its product RNA demethylase ALKBH10B. The record is from RefSeq and is a predicted model, not a curated record. Gene Ontology annotation, molecular function: mRNA binding; demethylase activity. The transcript is spliced from 7 exons. The coding region runs from base 233 to 1906 and encodes 557 amino acids. Lineage: Eukaryota; Viridiplantae; Streptophyta; Magnoliopsida; Malvales; Malvaceae. Gene Ontology annotation, biological process: mRNA catabolic process.